AUGUCGCAGCCGUACAGCGAGAACAACCCCGUGCCGACAAUUCAGAAGUAUGAAGACGAUCGAGAAAGACAGCAGAAAGAACUUGAGAGAGAAAUCGCCAACGGUGACUCUGUCGACACCAACGGAAAUGCCGCAUCCCCUGACGAUGACGAACAUGACGACGAGAACAAGAACCUGUCGCAGGGACAAAAGGAGAAGAAGGAAAUGAUGGAGAAGAUGAAUGCUAAUCAGCAAAAGCCCACCGAUGCCGUCAAGCGCCGGCGAGGAGAGCGUGUCGUGGACGAUCCUGUGACGGGCCAAAAGGUGGUGAUCAAGGACGCGCAGUUCAAGGACUUUCCUAACCAGCAACAGCUUGACCCAAAAUCGGGCAAGGCUGGACCGGCGCUGCAAGGUGUCACCGGCGCGGCUGGAAAGAUAUUCCACCAGUCGCGUACGGCGCCAAAUCCAGCGCAUCCGUCGAAUAUUUCGCUUCAACCAUUCCCUCCAUCUACCCCACCUUCGCUUGGCAGCAUCAUGAACUUGCUGUACUAUCUCGAAUAUGGGAUUAUGGCAUCCGGCGUCGUCCUCUGGUUCUUUAUGGCCUUUGGGCAUGGAUUCUGGGUCUGGCUCAUCCGCAGUGUUUUCAUUUCUGGUCUGGCAUUCGGAGGUGCGACAGUGGCAAGUCUCGCACAGCGGAAGCUAGAGCGGGAAGUUGAACGUGUGAGGUUUGAUAUGCACAGGCAACGCGGCGAGAAAUAUGCACCUCCUACACCAGAAUCAGUCGAGUGGCUAAACGCAUUCACCAAAGUUAUCUGGGGUCUCAUCAAUCCCGACAUGUUUGUUCCAAUUGCCGAUACGAUCGAGGACGUCAUGCAACAAUCUCUGCCCAAGUUUGUUGAGGCCGUCCGCAUUUCCGAUCUUGGGCAAGGAACCAACCCGCUCCGCAUUGUCUCUAUGCGCGCACUUCCGGACCAGCCCGGCGAAAAGGAGUAUCCACGAGAGGAGUGGAUUGAUCAGGGCACAAAUAUGUUGCUGGAGCAGGCGAAUAAGGACGCCAAGGCCUCUGAAGGCAAAGAUAUGGACCAAGCUGGAGACUACGUUAACUACGAAGUCUCAUUUGCUUACCAAGCUUUGCCUGGUCAAGGAGAUCAGUUGAGAUCGAAGAACAUCCAUCUCUUACUCGAGUUCUUCUUGGGUUUUGCCGACUGGGUUCACAUCCCGAUCCCUAUUUGGGUCCAAGUCGAUGGUAUCGCCGGAACUGUUCGUCUUCGUAUUCAGUUCAUUCCCGAACCUCCAUUUGUACGAAACCUCACGUUCACACUCAUGGGCGUUCCGGCGGUAGACGUUUCUGUUACUCCUCUCAUCAAGCGUCUUCCCAACUUGCUCGACCUCCCGCUCAUCUCGACUUUCGUCAAGAUGGCAAUUGCUGCUGGCACAGCAUCUCUCGUUGCUCCAAAGAGUAUGACAUUGAAUCUCCAAGAAAUGAUGAGUGGCGCAGCGAUUGGCGACACCCGUGCUCUUGGUGUCUUCAUCAUCCGCAUCCAGUAUGCAGAGGAUCUCUCCGCCCAGGAUCGCAACGGAAAAUCUGAUCCGUAUAUUGUUCUCGCAUACGCCAAGUUCGGCAAGCCGCUGUAUAGUACCCGAAUCAUUCUCGGUGACCUGAACCCAGUCUUUGAAGAAACGGCAUUCAUGCUUGUGACACAAGAGGAGGUCAAGGCUGAUGAACAGCUAGCAGCUAUGCUGUGGGAUUCUGACAAACAUAGCGCCGAUGAUCUGAUUGGACGCGUCACGAUUCCCGUAAAGGAAAUCAUGGCGACUCCAAACAAAAUGGUCGAUCGCAUCGACACACUGUCAGGCUACGAAGACGCCAACGCGAUGUCUGGUAAACUUCAUUGGAGCAUUGGCUAUUACGACAAGGUUCCACUCAACCGCCAGCUCGAGCCCAUGGAAAUGCGCCCUGGAGACAAGGCUCCGAAUCCCGCUGCAAAGGACGGCCCACCGCCUCCGGCAGAUGUCCAGCGUACUCCUCCAGAUCCGAAAUAUCCUUCUGGCAUUCUCGGUGUGGUCAUCCAUCAGAUUAACAACCUCGAACGCCAGAAUCUCAAAGGUGCCUCUGGAGACCGCGAAGGUCAAGCUGGUCAAGAUACGGACGAGCCCUCUGAACAAGGAAGCAAUCUCCCGAGCGGAUAUUGCGAGAUUGUCAUCAAUGACGACCUUGUAUACAAGACUCGUGUCAAGCAAUACACGACCAUGCCAUUCUUCGAGGCUGGCACAGAAGUCUUCGUUCGGGACUGGAAGGAGACUGUUGUCCGCGUCGUAGUUCGCGAUUCACGACUGAGAGAGAAAGAUCCAAUCCUUGGUAUCGUCAACUUGCCUCUCGUCGACAUCCUCAAGGAAAGCUCUGAAGUGACCAGGCUGUUCUCUAUCCAGGAAGGUGUUGGUUUUGGUCGCGCCAACAUCUCUAUCCUCUUCAAAGCCGUCGAUGCACAACUGCCACGGAACAUGCUCGGGUGGGAAACUGCCACCAUAGAGAUCCUAAAGCCUAUUCAAGUUAGCAUCGACCCAGAUUUCCAGUCUUCCUUCGCUCUCAAGAGCCAGACGCUCGUCGUCUCUACCACGGAUAGCACAGAGAAGAUCGGAUCUGCAGAGACUAAUGGAGACAACUCGCAUAUGACUUGGAAUACGGAAAUGGUCCGAUUGCCUGUGUAUAGUCGAUAUGCUUCGUCCUUGACAUUCGAUAUUGGCUAUAAAGCUGGCUUCGGACCUCUCAAGGGCCAAGCAGCAGCUUUGGCUGUUCAAUGGCUCCAGGAUUUGCCCGAUGACGAGGAAGUCGAAAUCAAGAUUCCAAUCUUAAUGUCGAAUGAUCUCAAGACACUUCGGCAAAACUACAUCAACGAGCAUACCCCCAAAGGACACGAGUACAAGAGAAUCGGAUGGCUCACAACGACAGUGAGGGUUGACAGAGGCCUCGAUCCUGAUCACGAGAAAUAUGCAAGGUCGCAGUCCCGUCGCCAUGCCUAUGAGACCUAUGACCAUAUCGAAGGUCAGGCUAUCGUGGCAGAAAAGCUCUCUCAUGCCAAUGACGAUGGCGUCAUUGACAAGAAGGAGAAAAGGGCCAUCGAAGCUGCACAUAAUAAGCAAUUGAAAAGUCGCCAUCGAGGUAUCGCCCAGUUCCGCCCUUACCGAACCGUCGUCUGGAUGAAGGAGGGAAUCAAGAGGCGUGUGACACCCAAGUCCAACAGCGGCAAACGUGAACAUAUCCAGACUCGCCCCAAAAAGCUCGACUCGCUAACUAGAUACUUCUUAUUGAAGUCGCUCCCUGUAUACCUAGCUAAUCUUGUACGCUAUGCCGAAUACAUUACAAUUGUUCUCAACCUUGCCCUCUGCAAUAACUUUGACCUUCACUUGACUUUGUCUAGCACCUACGUAUUUAUGCUUCGGAGUCUCUCGAGAAUUAGGAUCCAGCAGUCGAAACGACAGUUUACAACUUCGAGCCGUUGGAGGAGCGCUUUGUUGCCACGAACCAUUCGUCAAAUCCUCGACGCAGCACCAGAAACAGCGUCAACAACUGAAAUAACUGUGAAUGGGUGGAUCAAAUCUGUUCGGAGGCAAAAGGCUGUUGCAUUUGCUCAACUGUCUGAUGGGACAGACCUCAACUCUCGAGGACUGCAGAUCGUGUUCGGCAAGCCUGAGAUGGCAGAAGGAUUAGAUUUAGGCACGAGUGUAUCGUUGGUCGGAGCUAUUGUAAAAAGUCCUAGCAAGGGCCAGAGCUACGAAUUCGCGGCAACCUCCGUCAAGAUUUUAGGGACCUGCAUUCCAGAAGAGUAUCCUAUUCAGAAGAAGGCGCACACGACAGAGUACCUACGCGAGCAUGCAAAUUUCCGACCACGUACGGAUGAGAUUGCCAGGAUGUUACGGUUGCGACACGCCGCAAAGAGAGCCUUUGAGGAUUAUUACGAGGUCAAUGGCUUUACGAGUAUCCAAGCCCCGGUUAUCACGAACAACGAUUGCGAAGGUGGUGGCGAAGUCUUCCGGGUUCUGCCAGACCAGAAUGACCCCGGAGAUGGUGAGAGCAAAGAGUCGUCGCACUUCUUUGGUAAUCCGGCGUACCUCACUGUCUCAUCUCAACUCCACCUCGAGGCAUUUGCCUCGGCUUUCUCGAGAGUUUAUACACUUCAGCCGGCGUUUCGAGCCGAACGUUCUCAUACGAAUCGACAUCUCUCCGAGUUCUGGAUGCUAGAGGCUGAGAUGGCAUUUGUCAACGAUCUUUCGGUGAUCAUGGAUGUCGUCGAAGCCUCAAUCAAGCACGUCAUACGGGAUACAGCAUUUCAAGAAACUCUAGCUUCUGAUUCUCAGAGGGCUCAACUCGAUUCUAUGGCAUCGGUACCGUGGAAGAGGAUCACAUAUACCGAGGCAGUUGAAGCGCUGCGUCAGGGGCUUGGUGUAGAUGCAUUCGAAUGGGGACAGAACAUCUCAGUGGAACAGGAACGAUGGUUGGCAGAUAAUGUUGGGGGCGGACAACCUCUCUUCGUCACAAAUUAUCCAACGAACCAAAAACCCUUUUAUAUGCGAGUGAAUACGGAUGAAUCGGACACAACAGGGAGUACAGUGGCCUGUUUCGACCUGCUUGUGCCCAGAGUAGGCGAACUCGUAGGUGGAUCGUUGAGAGAGGAGAGAGUAGACUAUCUCGAAGCUGCUUUGAACAAACAUGGGCUUCCUGCGGAUCAGUACGAGUGGUAUACUGAACUUAGAAGAUUCGGUACGACACCUCAUGGCGGCUUUGGUCUCGGAUUCGAGAGAUUUAUAUCAUGGGUUGGUGGAUGGGAAAAUGUUCGCGAAUGCAUACCUGCCCCACGUUGGAAAGGUCGCUGCGUCCUUUAA
Molecule: messenger RNA, 4860 nt
Organism: Serendipita indica DSM 11827
Lineage: Eukaryota; Fungi; Basidiomycota; Agaricomycetes; Sebacinales; Serendipitaceae
Source: the annotation of a GenBank genome assembly